AUGAGGGUCUACAGUUGUCAUUUCUGCUCAUCGCCAUGCUAUCCAGGCCACGGUAUCAUGUUUGUGCGUAACGACGCAAAGGAGUUCCGCUUCUGCCGGUCCAAGUGUCACAAGAACUUCAAGCAGCGCCGUAACCCAAGAAAGCUGCGGUGGACCAAGGCGUUCCGUAAGGCCGCGGGCAAGGAGCUGGCGGUUGACAGCACGCUGGCGUUCGCUCAGCGCCGUAACGUGCCCGUUAGGUACAAUAGGGAGCUGGUUGCCACGACUCUGCGGGCGAUGGCUCGGGUCGAGGAGAUCCGCCAGAAGCGUGAGCGUGCGUUCUACAAGAACCGUAUGCGUGGAAACAAGGAGCGCGAGUUCCUGCGGGACCGCCAGCUGGUGGAGAAGAACCCCGAGCUGUUGAACAUGCGCGAUGUGGAGCUGUUGCGCACGGCGGAGCGCGCGGAGCGCGUAGAGGCCGCGAGCGACGCGGAAAGCGAGGAGAUGGACGUGGACAGCGAGUCCGAGCACGAGAGCGAGGACGAGAGCGAGGCCGAGGCCCAAAAGCAGAAGGUCGUGCUCACAAACAAGCGCAAGGUUGGAAAGAAAAUUGCCUUCUAA
Lachancea thermotolerans CBS 6340 is the source of this 600-nucleotide messenger RNA. It is a transcript of the gene RLP24, whose product is annotated as ATPase-activating ribosome biosynthesis protein. Gene Ontology annotation, cellular component: nucleolus. The coding region runs from base 1 to 600 and encodes 199 amino acids. The transcript has a single exon. The record is from RefSeq and is a predicted model, not a curated record. Lineage: Eukaryota; Fungi; Ascomycota; Saccharomycetes; Saccharomycetales; Saccharomycetaceae. Gene Ontology annotation, biological process: ribosomal large subunit biogenesis.